AUGGUUAAACUGGAAGAAGUUGGUCUUGAUCACGUCGAGGAAGAAUACACUGAUACCGACUCUUCCUCUGUUUAUUCUUCUGAUGAGGACGAGGACGAUGUUGACAACAUUGAGUCGAUCAUGGACAGAAUCUGGGCAUUGCAAGAUGUCAUUCCUGCAAAGACUCGCAAGUCGAUCUCGGAGAGGUGUUCGUCUAUUUAUUCUUGGGGCAAGUAUGGCGCAAAGUUCUUGGGCAAUUCAGCCUGGUUGCUUUCUCAACCUAGUGGUCAACAAACACAGCAGCAGAAGAAGCAGGCUGGUAUUGUUCCUCCUGGGUUUUAA
Messenger RNA from Lobosporangium transversale, 321 nucleotides. RefSeq names its product mitochondrial import receptor subunit Tom22-domain-containing protein. Gene Ontology annotation, cellular component: mitochondrial outer membrane. Gene Ontology annotation, biological process: intracellular protein transport. The transcript has 2 exons. The record is from RefSeq and is a predicted model, not a curated record. NCBI's taxonomy places the organism in Eukaryota, Fungi, Mortierellomycota, Mortierellomycetes, Mortierellales, Mortierellaceae. The coding region runs from base 1 to 321 and encodes 106 amino acids.